This is a messenger RNA of Protopolystoma xenopodis, 306 nucleotides long. Lineage: Eukaryota; Metazoa; Platyhelminthes; Monogenea; Polystomatidea; Polystomatidae. The record is from the annotation of a GenBank genome assembly.
AUGCAUUUUCGAUUUUUCUUCUUCCGUCCUGAAGAGGUGACCGCUCUGCGAGCCAAAUUGUCUGAGAUGCAAGAGGCCACAACAAAAUCAGAGGCUAAAAUUCGUGAUCAGGUGCGAAGAGAGUUCACGACAUCCAUGCGGCGCCUAUUUGCUCUAAGCUUUGAGCAGAAGACUCGUAUCGAUGACUACCGCAAUCAUUUGCACUCAAUCACACUGCAGAGGAUCGCAGAAGUACGCGAUGAGGCGGCCAUCGAGAUGUCUCGAAUCAAAGAGAAAAGCGGAGCUCGCGCUUCAGCAGGUUGGUAG